CUGUGUCCUCCUGUCUCUGCAGGAUGUCUUGGCCCGCUCUCUACACUCAGUUAGUGGGUGCAAACCGUCACUCCACCAGCCUGGGGAAAGUCUGGCUCUCCGUGCUCUUCAUCUUCCGCGUCAUGGUGCUGGUUGUUGCUGCUGAGAGCGUGUGGGGGGACGAGCAGUCUGACUUCACCUGUAACACCCUACAGCCGGGCUGUGAAAACGUCUGCUACGACCAGUUCUUCCCAGUCUCCCACAUCCGCCUCUGGUGUCUUCAGCUUCUCUUCGUCUCCACGCCAACACUUCUGGUGGCCAUGUAUGUGGCCUUCAGGAACCAUAGAGAUAAGAAGAGGCUCCUACAGGGUUCUGGUAAGGCUGGUUUUCUCGGGAACAAAGGCCAGGAGGUGGAACUGGAGACCCUGAAGAGACGGAGACUCCCGAUCGCCGGCGCCCUCUGGUGGACAUACGCCUGCAGCCUGGUCUUUAGACUGCUGUUUGAAGGAGGCUUCAUGUACGCCCUGUACGUCGUGUACGACGGCUUCCACAUGCCACGCCUCGUUCAGUGUGACCAGUGGCCGUGUCCUAACCUGGUGGACUGUUUCAUCUCUCGCCCCACCGAGAAGACAAUCUUCACUGUCUUCAUGGCCACCGCCUCCUCCAUCUGCAUGGUUCUAAACAUGGCUGAACUCGCCUAUAUCAUUGCCAAGGCUGUCACUAGGUAGAGGUGUUAAUCAGUCAGGAGUCAAAACGAGAGGAACACGAGCAGAAGAUCCAACAGAGAGAGGACGCAGAGUAAGACAAACCAGAAGUUAGCCGUCUCAACCUGACAGAGCAGCAACAAGGUGGAUGUUACAACAGACAUCUGAAAGACUUGAAAAACACUCAAAAGCUGCAUUUACAUGUGAAAAGUCCAAAUGUGAAUGUGUAAAUACAACUGAACAUUUUCUAUGAUACCCGGGUCCAAAGGGUGGAGAGGAUGGAAUCAGGAGCGUCAUUCAAAAAUGUAGAUCGACAUGAAGACGCCUGAGAUUGUCUCAGACGCCUGAAGUGUUUAUUUUUUUUAUAUUUUACUGGA
Molecule: messenger RNA, 1060 nt
Organism: Labrus bergylta (ballan wrasse)
Lineage: Eukaryota; Metazoa; Chordata; Actinopteri; Labriformes; Labridae
Product: gap junction beta-6 protein-like
Biological process (GO): cell-cell signaling; gap junction-mediated intercellular transport
Cellular component (GO): connexin complex
Molecular function (GO): gap junction channel activity
Source: RefSeq, a predicted model, not a curated record